CAAGGGAAUCAAAGUACUCCAGCUUUGGACGCUUCCUGAGCUUGAGAUGCAAACAAAGCAGGUCCCAGUCCUCUGGGCAUGCUUCCUCCUGUGGAAACUCUACAUCGCCUCCUCCCAGACUGUUUACCCUGGAAUCAAGGCGAGGAUCACCCAGUGUGCACUAGACUAUGGUCUUCAAGUUGCGGUGAAGAUGAUGGAGCAAAUGGCAAAGGAUAUUGCCAUCCCAGAUUUAAAAGGUUCUGAGUCUCUUGAAUUUCUGAAGAUUGACUAUGUAAAGUACAACUUUUCAAACAUAACAAUCAAUGCCUUCUCAUUGCCAAAUACCUCACUGGCCUUUGUGCCAGGGGUAGGAAUCCGAGCACUGAGCAACCACGGCACAGCCAACAUCAGCACCAACUGGGAAGUCAAGGCUCCACUUUUCCAAGACUCAGGAGCUGCUGAUCUGUUUCUCUCUGGAAUCUACUUUACUGGCAUCAUUGUCCUCACCCGUAAUGACCUUGGCCAUCCAGCCCUGGAACUCCAGGACUGCCAUGCCCAAGUGAGCCAUGCCCAAGUCUCAUUUUCUGGAGGCCUCAGUGUCCUGUAUAACUCCUUUGCUGAGCCCAUGGAGAAGCCCAUUUUGAGGAAUUUAAAUGAAAUGCUCUGUCCCAUUGCCAUCAAUGAAGUGGAAGCACUCAGUGUCAACCUCAGCACACUGGAGGUUUUAACCAAGAUUGACAACUAUACUGUGCUGGAUUGUUCCCUGAUCAGUCCUCCAGAAAUCACUGAGAACUACCUUGACUUGAAUUUGAAGGGUGCAUUCUACCCACUGGAAAGCCUCGUUGACCCUCCCUUCCUACCAGCUCCCUUUGAGCUCCCAAAGAACAGGGACUCCAUGCUCUACAUUGGCAUCUCCGAGUACUUCUUUAAAUCUGCAUCCUUUGCGCACUUUGUAUCGGGGGCUCUUGGUGCCAUGCUGUCCACCAAGGAGAUUUCCAACUAUUUCAGUCAAAAUACUCAAGGAAUUGGCAGUGUGCUCUCCAAGAUUGCAGAGAUCUACGUCUUAUCCCAGCCAUUUAUGCUGCAGAUCAUGGCCACAGGGCCUCCUGUUAUUGAUUUACACCCAAACAAUUUCAGCCUGGAGUUCCCUGCUUCUGUCAUCAUGCUCACACAAUUGGAGAACUCCACCAUCAAGCCCAUCGUCUCCAUGGACUUUGUUGCAAGUACCAAUGUUGGCCUGGCUAUUUUGGGACAAAAACUGAUCUGCUCCUUAUCUCUGAACAGAUUCCGCCUCUCUUUGCCAGAGAACAGCCAUAGAGAUGUUAAGGUGGUGAGAUUUGAGAAUAUUCUGUCUUCCAUUCUUCACUUUGGAGUCCUUCCACUGGCUAACACAAAAUUACAGCAAGGAUUUCCUCUUCCCAACCCCUACAACAUCUCCUUCAUCAAUUCUGAUAUUGAAGUGCUUGAGGGUUUCCUUCUGAUUUCUACUGACUUGACACAUGAAACAUCCUCAAAACAACAGCCAAAUCGCCACAGUUGGGGGGGUCUGAACCUGGUAAAUGGACCAUGGAGAGGACAGCCAAACCAUUGAUUCCUUGUUCACAAUCUACCCAGGCACCUUCAGUCCCACA
Psammomys obesus (fat sand rat) is the source of this 1610-nucleotide messenger RNA. It is a transcript of the gene Bpifc, whose product is annotated as BPI fold containing family C. Lineage: Eukaryota; Metazoa; Chordata; Mammalia; Rodentia; Muridae. Gene Ontology annotation, molecular function: lipid binding. The transcript has 16 exons. The record is from RefSeq and is a predicted model, not a curated record. Bases 47 to 1570 code for a protein of 507 amino acids.